Molecule: messenger RNA, 876 nt
Organism: Enterobius vermicularis (human pinworm)
Lineage: Eukaryota; Metazoa; Nematoda; Chromadorea; Rhabditida; Oxyuridae
Source: the annotation of a GenBank genome assembly
AUGUUUUCAGAACUGCUUGUAUUGUCUAGGAAAUCAAGAACUUUGCAAUUGUACCUACUCUACGAUUUCGAAGGAGUGCCACCGAAUGAUUUGAGAGUGGUUGAGGUACCUGAAACGUUUCCGAGGUUACCCCCAAAAACAGUGGAUCCUGUUCCUCCUGUUAUUAUUCCAAGAGUCACACAACCGGUAAACCCAAAGUCUGGUUUAGGGAAAGUUACGGUCGUGAAAAAGAAAACCGUUACUUCGAUAGCGCCGGCACAUCAGUGCAGGUCUGGAUGCAGAUCAAAAGUUCAUGCUGGACAUGAAUGUGGUUUUCUCUGCGUAAUAGGAAAGUUCAUAAACUUUCUGCGAGGGCGAAGUGAUGGAGAAGUUAAAUGUGCUUUUGAGCAUAACUGCAAGACGUGCCUCAACAACUGCAUAGUCGACCCUAAAUGUUCUCGCUUAGGUCACCGAAGAAUGACCGAAAAAUCUGCGGCAUCAAGGAUCGGCUGUAAACCACGUUGCAUAGGGCACAGCUGCACUUUAAUGAAGGAGUCAGUUAAGAGCCGUGAAAUUGUUGCAGAUCGUUUUCCGAACAAUUACAGUAAGCGUCGGGUAGGAUGCGAUAGUAAAAAUAGAUGCUGUUGUAUUGCUAGUCGUUGUACUAUGUUUAAGGAGCAAAAACAGAUGAAUACAAAUUGUUGCUGCUGCUGUGACCAAUGUGACGAUGUUCAUCACGAUUCAAUCUGUGAACCUUGCUGUGGGUUGUCGCCAGAAGUUACAUAUUCAGACACUGUAAAAACCGUUAAAGAUGUGAAGAGAUUUUCAAAGCAUUAUUCACGUCCAAUAAGACUAGCAUUAGGCUCAGUGACCAAAACGAUAAGUGAGUAUAAGUGA